UUAAAAUAAAUUUUGUUUGUACCAACAGUUAAAAAUGAAUGUGGAUGAUACACAACGAUUAUUUUAUGAUCACAUUAAUUCAUUUUAUAAUGAUAUUCAUUUAUCGGAGCAACUCAUCAAAUUAUUGCGGACACACCAAUGUAAUUAUAUGCUAGAUGAUAUACUGAAAGAUAUACUGCAGCAUGGAGCAGAUGUUGCGGCGAAUAAACGGCAAAUAUUGCUACAGUUCUCGCAACAGCGCCAACACCUCCACGAAUUAGCGGACAUAUUGGAGAAGUCGGGUCAGCCCCAGGUGGCGCAUCAUUUGCGCAGGUGUCCAAACGCCAAGCCUCCCAAAUCGGUCCGAUGUUUAGUAACAACGCUGUAUACGUUUCCCAUUCUGUACGCCAUAAUAAUCAUCAUUAAGUGUGCGAUCGAUAUAUCGUUUAUCUCUUUCACUCUCAUCUCUACAUCUAAUUUGUGUCUCAAUCGCAUGAAUACUCUCUAA
This is a messenger RNA of Oppiella nova, 487 nucleotides long. The record is from the annotation of a GenBank genome assembly. NCBI's taxonomy places the organism in Eukaryota, Metazoa, Arthropoda, Arachnida, Sarcoptiformes, Oppiidae.